This is a messenger RNA of Papaver somniferum (opium poppy), 1437 nucleotides long. Its product is annotated as 3-ketoacyl-CoA synthase 6-like. Lineage: Eukaryota; Viridiplantae; Streptophyta; Magnoliopsida; Ranunculales; Papaveraceae. Gene Ontology annotation, biological process: fatty acid biosynthetic process. Bases 1 to 1437 code for a protein of 478 amino acids. The transcript has a single exon. Gene Ontology annotation, molecular function: acyltransferase activity, transferring groups other than amino-acyl groups. The record is from RefSeq and is a predicted model, not a curated record. Gene Ontology annotation, cellular component: membrane.
AUGGAAGCUUCAAACCUCCUGAAAGACUACUUCCUUCAAACUCUAUUUCAUCAUUUAAACCUUUUGUUUCUCAUUUCUGUAAUAUGCAUAGAAUUCUAUCUUACAUUCAUAUUCAGAUUACCCAUUACUCAUCUCUUCCUCGCCUCGUUAUUCCUUCUCUUAGUGCUAUUCUUCACCUUCAGACAUUUCAGUGUACUCCCAUCAAAUUCUCAAGCCAUUUACCUAGUAGAUUUUGCAUGUCUAAAGCCUCCUAGUAGUUGUAGGAUUCCGUCAUCAACAUUCAUAGAACAUGUCACAAUGUUCAAAUGCUUCGACCAAGAUAGCAUCUCUCACAUGGCGAAACUAGUUACUUCUUCAGGUCAAGGAGAAGAAACCUACCUUCCACCCGCUUUACUCUAUAUACCGCCCACAAAUUACUUUCGAGACGCCAUUCAUGAAGCUGAAAUGCUUUUCUUUCCCGUCAUUGAUGACCUUUUAUCUAAAACCCAAAUCUCACCUCUUGAAAUCGAUGUCCUCGUGUUGAACUGUAGUAGUUUCUCCCCUGCCCCUUCUCUCACUUCAAUUAUCGUCAACAAAUACUCCAUGAGAACUGAUAUUAAGAGCUUCAACAUAUCUGGAAUGGGUUGCAGUGCUGGAUUAAUUGGUAUAAAUGUUGCUCAAAACGUGUUAAGAGUCCAUAAAAACUACAAUGCUAUCGUUAUAAGCGCAGAAAUCCUCUCUAACAACUGGUAUGCAGGUAAUGAUAAAUCAAAGUUGGGUUUGAAUUCACUUUUCAGAAUGGGGUGUUCAGCAGUCUUACUCUCCAAUAAAAAAGAAGCGAAGUACACGUCAAAAUAUAAAUUAUCUCAACUAGUGAGAACUCAGACAGCCUACAAUGACAAAUCUUAUUUGACUGCUACACGCGAAGAAGAUUCAGAAGGCAUAACUGGUUUCACCGUUAACCGUACCGCACUGCAAGUUGCCGGUGAGACUCUCAGAUUGAACGUCACAACUCUAGGUACAUUAAUCUUACCAUUAAAAGAGAAAAUCUAUUACAGCCUUUCGAUAUUCAAAAAGAAGUUUUCGCGUGGAAAGUGCAGCAAAAGCAAGGUUUACAUGCCGGAUUUCACCUCAGUGGUACAACAUUUUUGUACUACAACAUCAGGAAAGACAGUGGUGUUAGAAAUUGGGAAGGGUUUGAAUCUUAGUGGAAAAGAGAUGGAGGCAACUUUGAUGACGUUCCAGAGGUUCGGUAACCAGUCAGCUUCUUCGCUGUGGUAUGUGUUAGCUUACACAGAAGCUAAGGAGAGAGUAAAGAAGGGUGAUAAAGUAUGGCAGAUUGGUAUAGGAAGUGGAUUCAAAUGCAACUCAGUUGCAUGGGAGUGUUUGAGGCAUAUUGUGAACGAAUCAAAAAAUGGACCAUGGGCCCAGUCGGCCGACUCCAUCAACCAUCAUUAA